GUGCAGACUGUGGGGCGCUCGGCACGGCGGGGUGAGAAGCUGGGGACCCGCAGGCCGAACUCCACACCUCGUCUUUCCUGGCGGCUCCAGUCGUUCGCGAUUCAUUUUUUAAUGGAAAGCAUCACAACUCCAGAACCCCCAUAUGUGCUCGGUGUGCCCCCAUCACUGUGCCCGGGAGACGCCCCCACUCUGCCAAAGCUUCCGGGCUGAGGGUCGCCCUGAAUUCCAGCCGGCUAGCAGAGGGGCCUGCCCGGCCCGGCGUAGGUGCAGGGAAGGACGGGGGUCGGGGAAUGGGGGGUGGCUAGAGGGGGUGCGUCCCGGGGCGCACGCCGAGCCCUCUCGCCCUCCUCGGUCUGCAGCCGCGCCCGCUCGCCUGUCCCCGGCGGGCGUGCGGCCAUUGCCCGGGCGCACCCGCACACGCGCACGCACCCCGGGGCGCGCUCACACCCGCCCGCACGCAGACGCGCGACCGCCACCGGGCCGGCAACUUUGUGGGGAGCUUGGGGUGGCGCGGGGCCGCCUCUUGUAGUAGUUGGGCGCAGGCCCCGCCUCCGGGCCGUGCUGUCAGCCGGGCCGGGGUCUCCCAUUGGUCCGGCCGCCGGGACAACACCUGCUCGACUCCUUCAUUCAAGUGACACCAGAGCCUGCGGGGAUAUUUGAGGCAAGGUCGCUGCCAGCGCCGGGCACUCGCGGCGCCGCCACCGGGCUGGUCACAUGCUCUCCGGGGAGCUCCGGGAGGGCGCCGGGUAACCUCCACCCGGGCCGCGGCCGCGGGAGGCAGAGUGAGCGGGAGGAGGAGGGGAACCGGUGGCGGCGGCGGCGGCGGCGGCGGAGGAGGAGAGCACAAAGGAUCCAGGUCUCCCGGCGCGAGGUUCCCACCCACGGCCAUGUGUGCCCAGCGGCUGGGCCAGCUGGUGACCCUGGCUUUGGUGCUGGCCACCUUCGACCUGGCGCGGGGGACCGACGCCACCCACCCGCCCGAGGGGCCCCAAGAGCGGGGCUCCCAGCAGAAAGGCCGCCUGUCCCUGCAGAACACAGCGGAAAUCCAGCACUGUUUGGUCAGCGCUGGCGACGUGGGCUGUGGCGUGUUUGAAUGUUUUGAGAACAACUCCUGUGAGAUCCGGGGCUUGCAUGGGAUCUGCAUGACUUUUCUGCACAACGCUGGAAAAUUUGACGCCCAGGGCAAGUCAUUCAUCAAAGACGCCUUGAAGUGCAAAGCCCACGCUCUGCGCCACAGAUUCGGCUGCAUCAGCCGGAAGUGCCCAGCCAUCAGGGAGAUGGUGUCCCAGCUGCAGCGGGAAUGCUACCUCAAGCACGACCUGUGCUCCGCCGCCCAGGAGAAUACGCGGGUGAUGGUGGAGAUGAUCGUCUUCAAGGACUUACUGGUGCAGGAGCCCUACGUGGACCUGGUAAACCUCUUGCUGACCUGUGGGGAGGAGGUGAAGGAGGCCGUCACACACAGCGUGCAGGCCCAGUGUGAGCAGAGCUGGGGCAGCCUGUGCUCCAUCCUGAGCUUCUGCACCUCAGCCAUGCAGAGGCCCCCCACAGCGCCCCCCGAGCGCCAGCCCCUGGGGGACAGAGCCAAGUUCUCCAGGGCCCACCACGGGGAAGCACGUCACCACCCUCCAGAGCCCAGCAGUCGGGAGGCCAGCCGAGGUGCCAAGGGCGAGCAAGGUGGCAAGGGUCACCCCGGUGCCCAGGCUCGGGGCCGAGUCGCUGACCACUCUGCCCCUGGAACUUCCGGAAGCAGCGAGUGGGAAAAUGAACCGUCUGAGUAUUCUGACAUCCGGAGGUGAAACCAAAGGCCUGGCUGGGAAAUCUUUCCUCCGUGCCAUCCAUUUUCUCCUCUAUGGACAUUCCAAGACCUUGGCCGUGCAAGAGGGGAGAUGUCACACGCAGGACGUGGCAGGGACUGCAGACUUGGUGGAGGUGUGCGUUAUCAGGAUGGGACAGAUAGGGCAGGCCCUGGGCAGCAGUGGCCUCGGUUGCCCAGUGGUUUCUCUGUGCCCGCCGGGCAAAAGCACCAUGUGGGCUCCUCUUCCCAACUUCAUCUUCCCUCCAUCCACAGAGCCACUGGGCAGCGGCCUUCAGUUCUGCCACGGGGGAGAUGGCCAGGGAGGGCAGGGGUGAGUGUCCACCCGGCCUGACAGCACCCUUGGGUGCUGGCCCCACCCUGAAGCUUCGGGGCUGACUUGGCAGAGGGCAGUGGGACACUGGAGCCGGGCGCAGGCGUGAAUGUGAACAUCUCAGCUGAAGUUGGAAGGGUGAGGGUGAGGAGGCCAUGUUGGUGCUUGGUGUCAAAUGAAGUACAGUUUCUGGCAUGGAACCUCAGCAUUCGAAGCUUCUGGGGGAGGAAGGGAAGGUGGGAAGCUGGGGGAGGGGGUCCAGGGAGGGGGAGAGGGUUCCAUGGUGAUUUCUGAGCCAUUCUUCUGUCUGGGGGGCACUGCUGAGGGAGUGGCCCAGGUGUAUUUUAACCACUGCUUCAAAUCUUGAUUUCACCUUUUUUUUUUUAAUCCAGUCACGACAUCUACAUAGCUGUUGUCUAAAUAAAUGGCUUUCAAACACAACAA
Messenger RNA from Erinaceus europaeus (western European hedgehog), 2570 nucleotides. It is a transcript of the gene STC2, whose product is annotated as stanniocalcin 2. Bases 888 to 1796 code for a protein of 302 amino acids. The record is from RefSeq and is a predicted model, not a curated record. Gene Ontology annotation, molecular function: hormone activity. Gene Ontology annotation, cellular component: extracellular region. The transcript has 4 exons. Lineage: Eukaryota; Metazoa; Chordata; Mammalia; Eulipotyphla; Erinaceidae. Gene Ontology annotation, biological process: intracellular calcium ion homeostasis.